Penicillium angulare is the source of this 879-nucleotide messenger RNA. RefSeq lists its product as uncharacterized. The coding region runs from base 1 to 879 and encodes 292 amino acids. The transcript is spliced from 3 exons. The record is from RefSeq and is a predicted model, not a curated record. Lineage: Eukaryota; Fungi; Ascomycota; Eurotiomycetes; Eurotiales; Aspergillaceae.
AUGUGGUUGAAGUUUUUGGCCCCCAUGGCCAUCUUAGCUGGCUCUGUGGUCGCUGUUACUCAGAUUAGUGAUGAUGCUAUGCAGUCGUUACUUGCUGAUGGUGCUGCGGAUCUAGCUAAUCGUUAUGCGCCUUUGUGGUUCUUCGCUCAAGCUAUGGACCAACCCCCUUGUUAUCCCACAUGGGCAUUUAGUGGGUCCCCAACAACACCCGAUACAUUUGAGAACUCGUCUAUAACCCCUCCAGCGGGACAAUGCGAAUACCCUGAUGUUGGGUGUAAUUGCAGAAAUCCAGGUGUUGACACUGGUAACCCCGGGCCUGCGUUCCCAAUCUAUUACACUUUCGUGCAGUGUAAUGAGACUGAAGUCCGUGUUGUGUAUAACCUUUUCUAUGAGAAGGAUGGGGCUACAGUUAUUGGGGCUAUUCAGACUGGCCAUGACUAUGAUUGGGAACGUGUAGUCAUCAUUCACUCGCGUGACGAUAAUAACAUGUGGGCGCCGUCACGCGCUCUACUAUCCGCACAUAGUGGCUACAAUAAUAUUGCAUGGGGUGAUAUUCACAGUACCCUGACUACGGACCAGAUUAAUGCUGGUAAUGCGAAGGAUCCAGAUGGUGUCCAGAACGAGGAUCAUCCGAAGGUCUAUGUCGCCUGGUCAAAGCAUCCAAACUUCGAUACUACAGAUACUACAUUCUUGGAUCCUGCUAGUCAAUCUUUGGAUGAUGCAUACCGCAGUGAUGACUGGUGGUAUUAUGUUGAUCCUCAGUAUUAUAUCCUCUCUGAUAACAGCACUGAUGCUGGAAAGGCCUUUGCUGCUGCUGAUUGGGGGAGUGCCACUAGUAAUCCACCUUAUGUACAGGAGACUGUUUGCGAUGCGCCAUAG